AUGGCGACGACGACGACGAACGCGACUCAAUCGCAGUCACCGCAACCGCCAUUACCGUCGGCGGAAGAAAUAGCGUCCAAGGCGUUACAGAAGCGUUACGAAGGAUUGAUGUUGGUGAGAACAAAAGCAGUAAAAGGCAAAGGCGCGUGGUAUUGGAGCCAUCUCGAACCAAUCCUGCUCCACAACACCGACACUGGUCUUCCCAAAGCCGUCAAGCUCCGGUGCUCCUUAUGCGACGCCGUUUUCUCCGCCUCUAACCCUUCUCGAACCGCCUCCGAGCAUCUCAAACGCGGGACCUGCCCCAAUUUCAACUCCAUACCCAAACCCAUCUCCACAAUCUCCCCUUCUCCUCCUCCUCCGCCGUCUAAUCGAAAACGAAAUUCCUCCGGCGGAAGCUCCGUCGCCGUCGAACCGCUGAACCAUCAUCACCCGGGGUCUUACCACGUGACGCCUCUCACCGUCGUUGAUCCGUCGAGAUUCUGCGGCAGGGACUUGCAGUACUCGGCGUCUUCUCCCGCCGUUGGGUUGCUCUCGCAGCAGCCGCAUUUGAUGCUCUCCGGUGGAAAAGACGAUUUGGGUCCUUUAGCCAUGCUUGAAGACAGCGUGAAGAAGCUCAAAAGCCCCAAAACUUCGCAGACGCAGAAUCUGAGCAAAACCCAGAUAGAAUCUGCGCUUGAUUCUCUCUCCGACUGGGUUUUCGAAUCCUGCGGCUCCGUUUCUCUCUCCGGCCUCGAGCACCCGAAGCUGAGAGCUUUCCUGACGCAAGUUGGGUUACCGAUCAUCUCAAGGAGGGAUUUCGUCACCGGGAGGUUGGAUUCGAAGUACGAGGAUUCGAGAACAGAGGCCGAGUCGAGGAUCCACGACGCAAUGUUCUUCCAAAUCGCUUCCGACGGGUGGAAAUUCGAGAGCUCCGGCGAGAAUCUCGUCAGCUUGAUCGUGAACCUGCCCAACGGGACGAGUCUGUACAGACGAGCCGUGUUCGCGAACGGAGCUGUUCCGUCUAACUACGCGGAGGAGGUUCUGUGGGAGACGGUGAGGGGUAUUUGCGGGAAUUCACCUCAGAGGUGCGUCGGGAUCGUCUCCGAUAGGUUUAUGACUAAAGCGUUGAGGAAUCUCGAGAGCCAGCAUCAGUGGAUGGUGAACCUCUCUUGUCAGUUCCAAGGAUUCAACAGUUUGAUCAAAGACUUCGUCAAAGAGCUUCCUCUGUUCAAAUCCGUCUCUCAGAGCUGCUCGAGGCUCGUCGGUUUCGUCAACAACACGGCGCAGAUCCGAAACGCUCUGUGCAAGUAUCAGCUGCAAGAGCAAGGAGAAGCAAGAACGCUGCAUUUGCCUCUUGAGUGUUCCUCCUCGUUCGAGCCAUUGUAUAACCUCCUUGAGGACGUUCUUAGCUCCGCUAGAGCGAUUCAUCUGCUGAUGCAUGACGAUGCUUGUAAGGUUGUUCUGAUGGAGGAUCACUUGGCUAGAGAGGUCGGUGAAAUGGUCGGGGAUGUCGGGUUUUGGAACGAGGUAGAUUCGGUUUACUCGCUGUUGAAGCUCGUUAAAGAAAUGGCUCGGAGGAUAGAGGAAGAGAGGCCUUUGAUAGGGCAAUGCUUGCCGCUUUGGGACGAGCUUAGGUCCAAGAUUAAAGAUUGGUACGCUAAGUUCAACGUAGUUGAAGAGAGACAAGUAGAGAAGCUCGUCGAGAGGAGGUUCAAGAAAAGCUAUCACCCGGCUUGGGCUGCUGCGUUUAUACUCGACCCGCUCUACUUGAUAAGAGACAGCUCCGGGAAGUUUCUUCCUCCGUUCAAAUGCUUGUCGCCGGAGCAAGAGAAAGAUGUCGAUAAGCUUAUAACAAGGCUUGUCUCUAGAGACGAGGCACAUAUCGCUAUGAUGGAGCUGAUGAAAUGGAGAACGGAAGGGCUUGAUCCGGUUUACGCACGGGCGGUUCAAAUGAAGGAGAGAGAUCCGGUUUCAGGGAAGAUGAAGAUAGCUAACCCACAAAGCAGUAGACUUGUUUGGGAAACUUAUCUUAGUGAGUUCAGGUCAUUGGGGAGAGUUGCUGUUAGGCUAAUCUUUCUCCAUGCUACUUCUUGUGGGUUCAAAUGCAACUCUUCUCUUUUGAGAUGGGUGAACUCUCAUAGACGAUCACGAGCAGCCAUGGAUCGAGCUCAAAAGCUAAUUUUUAUAUCAGCAAAUUCGAAAUUCGAGAGGCGGGAUUUCUCAAACGAUGAAGAGAGAGAUGCUGAGCUUCUCACUAUGGCUAAUGGUGAAGAUGUGUUAAACGAUGUUCUCAUUGAUACAUCAUCAGUGUGA
Messenger RNA from Thlaspi arvense, 2292 nucleotides. The record is from the annotation of a GenBank genome assembly. NCBI's taxonomy places the organism in Eukaryota, Viridiplantae, Streptophyta, Magnoliopsida, Brassicales, Brassicaceae.